AUGGCGGCAACAGGUGUAUACGCUUCGCUUCGGUGUCGCGAUCGCAACGUUACUUUAGGGUAAACAAUCUCGUCCCGGAUCGUCGAACGACGCAAAAAUGAACGAGUCGGGGACGUGGGUGCAGGCCAGCGAGGACGGGAGCUACGAGCAACGGAAACCGAGUCACGUCAGGCGGCUGAAUUUCGGUCAGUCGAUUCUAACCUUACACGUGGUCAAGCAGUUCCAGGGGCAAAAGGACGGCGCGUUAUCGCUGGAUCGGGACGUGACGACGAUACCGUGCACCUCGAAGGGCGAGUUCGUCCGCAAGUGGAUCGAGACGCACAGAGAUCUGGCCCGAUUCGACUCGGACGAGUCGGCCUCGACGUCUCCUGUUUUGGCUUCGAGGCCGAGCAAACGCCAGGUACGAUCCCCGGUCUCGUGCGACCGCCGGAAACGCGCCAAAAGGAAAGACGAACGCGAAGGCUCGCGCGAGAGGAAACAGACGGCUGCCGGGCAGCAGCAGCAGCAGCAGCUUCGUCCGCUCGAGAAGAACGCUGCCGAUCGGCUGUCGCGCGACCAGAGAAAGGAAAACGUUCGAAGGAAUCUCUUCCGGUCGGAAUCGACGGCGGACAGGUUCGUCGAAUCCAGUGCCGCCGUGUCGCCGGUUCUCGGCGGGCGACAGGCUUUCCGCGAACCCAACGGGAAGCGAGUGGACGGCGAGACCUCCCAGAGGAAGCCUUUGCGUCGGAUCGAAAACGAGAACCGAGAGAAUCCAUGCACCGCGGACACCUCGCCCGUCAUCUGCGGCAACUCCUCCCACUAUCGGUUCAAGCGAACCAGACCGAACAAGAGCAUUCGCGGGAACCUAUUCCGCGGUCAGAAACGACGCGUUCUCGCCAGCGAGUUGGGGGACUGUUCGCGAGAGGACGCCUCGAAGCUGCUUCGACGAUCCACGGAAGAAAAGAAGAAUACCGACAUAUCGGAAGACUCGCCCGGAUCGGAAUUAUCGGUCUCGGAAAAACGGUUGGACAUCGAGGAAAGUCCAGAGGAUGCGCGACACGCGGAAGGAAUCGAGAUCGAGAUCGAGUCCGUGCGCGAAGGCGACGACGACGGCGAGAGGGAAGACGUCGCGGAUCCUAGCGGCGACGAGAACCAUCCCAGCAUCCGGAUAGAAGACGAGGACACGCAACAACCGCAUGCCCUUUCCCUCGUUCGGAUGGACGAGAGCUCGUCCACUCGUUCGAUCCCCGUCGCGGCCGGUUCCGCCUGUUCCCCAGCGUCCAACAAAGAUUCCGAUCGGACGUUCUUCUCGCGAGCGGAACGAACUCGGUGCGCUUCCAUCGUCGCGCAUCCUUCGCAACGGAUAUCGCAGAUCUCGUCGCAGGCCAACGCGCCGGGCAACGACGAGUCCGCGCGAACGGGGAUUAUCAGCGGCGAGGGAUUCUCGCCGCGACGAACGCGUUCGGACCCGCCGGCGCAGUUCGGUCUCUUAGAAUCGACCAAGAAAAGGAAAAAGCCGAAAAAAGGCAGCUUGUCGGCGAAAUUGCAAUCGAUGAUCAGCAGGCAGGGAUCGUUCCUGCGCAUAUGGAGGCACCACUUUAAGCAGACGACCAAAGACAAGCACGCUCUACCGUACGUUACCGUUCACGCCCGAAAAUGCGUGUUCAGCUUCGGCAGACAGUUCCUGGAGGGAAUCGCGACCGAGGAUCCGUUCAACCUACUGCCCUCCCUGGGUGAUACUCCUUUCCCCAGACUCGUCAACGUCAUGACGAUUCCCGAAAUCGUCGGCAAGAUCGAUUCAAGAUUUCCGUGCACCGUGCAAAUUUUCCCUCCGUGGGACAUCUUGGACGAGAAGGAGUUGACCUUGAACGUGACGUACAUCAAAGUCGAAAAACACGACGAAACGACACGCGACGAACAAAACGAGACAGGGAAAACGCGCGUCGAACGAUCGAUCGUUAAAGAGUUCGAUUGCCUCUGUAUUCGUACCGGCACAAUGAAUCCUACCUGUAGCGAUCGCCUCGACAAACCCGACGUUAUAGCAAAACUAUUCGACGUCGACGAAUAGUACCGCGCUAGGUUACCUUCUUACGAGCGACGAUCUAGUCGCGGUCGUAUUAACUUUAGUAGUUACAUGAUUUAACGAGGUCUUGAAUUUCGUAGUUUCUCUGAUCUCAUCAACGUAAAUUGUUUAAUAUAUAAAUAAUAUAUAUAUACGUAAAUAUAUAGAGAGAUAUGUAGUAUAUAAAUAUUAUAAUAUUGUUAUUGUUCUCAUGGAAAUAUUCUAAUAAAUUUGUUAA
Nomia melanderi (Alkali bee) is the source of this 2279-nucleotide messenger RNA. The record is from RefSeq and is a predicted model, not a curated record. Lineage: Eukaryota; Metazoa; Arthropoda; Insecta; Hymenoptera; Halictidae.